AUGAAGCCUUUGUCCGUUUUUGCGGCGGCUCUACUCACUGCCGUGGUAGAUGCCAGUCCGUCUCCUGGAUACUCGCACAAGCUCGAUGCGCGUGCCGAAUUAGCUACAUCCCCUCCUCAUUAUCCUUCGCCAUGGAUGAACCCUCAAGCACCUGGCUGGGAAGAGGCCUACGCAAAAGCCAAGGCCUUCGUGUCACAAAUGACCCUUGUUGAGAAGGUCAAUUUGACGACUGGUACUGGAUGGAUGAGCGAUAAUUGUGUCGGCAAUGUUGGAGCUAUCCCUCGACUGGGACUCCGAGCUCUCUGCAUGCAGGAUGGUCCAUUGGGUAUUCGUCUUUCCGACUACAAUAGUGCUUUCCCCGCUGGACUUACUGCUGGUGCCACCUGGUCUGAGCAUCUUUGGAGAGACCGUGGAAAGGCUAUGGGCGCUGAAUCCAAGGGCAAGGGCAUCGAUGUCGUUCUUGGUCCUGUCAGCGGCCCUCUUGGUCGUGCUCCUACCGGUGGUCGCAAUGCUGAGGGAUUUGGUACUGAUCCAUAUCUCCAGGGCAAGGGUCUUGCCAACACUGUUAUUGGUAUUCAGGAUGCUGGAGUCAUUGCUUGUGCCAAGCACUACAUUGCCAAUGAACAAGAGCAUUUCCGACAAGUCGGCGAGUCCGUUGGCCGUGGCUUCAACAUUUCCGAGUCUCUGUCCUCUAAUAUUGACGACAAGACUCUGCAUGAAGAUUAUGCUUGGCCCUUUGCUGAUGCCGUCAAGGCUGGCGUUGGCUCCAUCAUGUGCUCGUAUAACCAGAUCAACAAUUCAUACGGCUGCCAGAACUCGAAGCUCCUCAAUGGUGUUCUCAAGGACGAAAUGGGCUUCCAGGGAUUCGUCAUGAGUGAUUGGCAGGCACAGCAUGCUGGCGCCGCCACUGCAGUUGCUGGCCUGGACAUGAGCAUGCCGGGUGAUACCUCCUUCAACACUGGCUAUAGUUUCUGGGGAGGAAACCUGACUCUUGCUGUCAUCAAUGGUACCGUGCCAGCGUAUCGUAUCGAUGACAUGGCCAUGCGUAUCAUGGCUGCCUUCUUCAAGGUUGGCAUGACUCCUGGCAAGCAAGUCCCAACCAGCUUCAGCUCCUGGUCUCGUGAUACUUUUGGCUACCGCCACAUGGCUGCCAAAGAAAACUAUGAGCAGAUUAACUUCCAGGUCGAUGUGCGCCAGAACCACGCCUCACAUAUCCGCGAGUCUGCCGCCAAGGGAACCGUUAUUCUCAAGAACACUGGAUCUCUGCCAUUGAACAAGCCCAAGUUCCUUGCCGUCAUUGGUGAGGAUGCUGGCCAAAACUCCAAGGGCCCUAACGGUUGUGAUGAUCGUGGAUGCGACGAUGGUACUUUGGCUAUGCUCUGGGGUUCCGGCACUUCCCAGUUCCCCUACCUCAUUACCCCCGACAGCGCUCUUCAGCGCCAGGCUAUCGAGGAUGGUUCACGAUAUGAGAGCGUUCUCAGCAACUACCAGUGGGCGGCUACUCAGAAGGUUGUUGCCCAGCCUAAUGUUACUGCAGUCGUUUUCGUCAACGCCGAUAGCGGUGAGGGUUACAUCAAUGUCGACAACAACGCUGGUGACCGCAAGAACCUUACCCUCUGGAAGAACGGUGAUGAUUUGAUCAAGAAUGUCUCUUCCAUCAAUCCCAACACCAUUGUUGUCAUCCACAGCGUCGGCCCAAUUCUUGUCACUGACUGGUACAAGAACCCCAACAUUUCCGCCAUUGUUUGGGCUGGACUUCCUGGACAGGAGUCCGGCAACUCCAUCACCGAUAUUCUCUACGGAAAGACUAGCCCUGGACGUUCUCCAUUCACCUGGGGCCCAACUCUCGAGAGCUACGGUACCGAUGUUAUGUACAAGCCCAACAACGGCAAUGGUGCUCCUCAGCAAGACUUCACCGAGGGACCUUUCAUUGACUACCGCCACUUUGACAAGGCCGCCCCCAACAAGAACAGCCCCGGUGCUCCCAUCUACGAAUUCGGUUAUGGUCUGUCAUGGUCCACCUUCAAGUACUCGAAUCUUAAGGUUCAGAAGCACGAAGUCCGACCCAUGUCGCCUCCCAAGGGCAAGACUAUUGCUGCCCCUACCUUUGGCAACUUCAGCACCAACUUGAAGGAUUACGCUUUCCCACCCUACAUCCGCUACAUCUAUCAAUUCAUCUACCCCUGGCUCAACACCACCACCUCUGGCAAGGCUGCUUCUGGUGACCCUCACUACGGUCAGACUGCCAAGCAGUUCCUCCCCCCUGGUGCUACCGACGGCUCGCCCCAGCCCAGACUUGCCUCCUCCGGUGAGCCUGGCGGUAACCGCCAGCUGUGGGAUGUCGUGUACACUGUCACUGCGACCAUCACCAACACUGGCAAGCGCAUGAGCGACGAGGUUCCCCAGCUCUACGUCAGCCUGGGUGGUGAGAAGGAGCCCGUCCGUGUCCUCCGUGGCUUUGACCGUAUCGAGCGUAUUGCCCCUGGACAGAGUGUUACUUUCCGCCACGAACUCACCCGACGUGAAAUCAGCAACUGGGAUCCCGUGUCUCAGAACUGGGUCAUCACGAAGGCUCCCAAGAAGGUGUGGGUUGGUAGCAGCUCGCGUGACCUGCCCCUGAGCGCUGUUCUCAACUAA
Molecule: messenger RNA, 2637 nt
Organism: Pochonia chlamydosporia 170
Lineage: Eukaryota; Fungi; Ascomycota; Sordariomycetes; Hypocreales; Clavicipitaceae
Product: beta-glucosidase 1 precursor
Exons: 4
Coding region: 1-2637 (878 amino acids)
Biological process (GO): glucan catabolic process
Molecular function (GO): beta-glucosidase activity
Source: RefSeq, a predicted model, not a curated record